UAGUAGUGAGUAGUAAGGAAGGAUGGUGUAAAGCUGAAGAGUACUUCGCCUACCGCUUCUGUCUCCUUCCUCUUCCAAAUCCCAACUAGUAACGGAAAAGCCAUGCCCCAAGACCUUUAUACCAACAUCUUCUCAAUUAUAUGAGCUACUCAAAUAUCUGGAAUCCUCGUACUCCAUCUGAAAUAAUCUUCAACUUUGUUUCUUGUUUGUUAAACCUUGUACUCUGAUUCCUGAACAAUCUUAGCAAUAUUUUUUCGGAGCCAAAGUUACAGAGCGGUGGGAGGCUUUGAUUUAGGUUAUUGGUUUUGUGAUUCGAUACUCAAUAAGGAUUCAGUUUUGUUGCUUGAUUUUUUUUUUUUUUUAAAAAAAAAAAAAAAAAAGGAAAAGACCCUGAGAAACAAUGGCGGGGAUAGCUAUAGUUAUGGAUCUUCUCAGGAAAAACCCAAGUUUAACUGGCCGGACAGUCCAUUCUUAUGGGCUCUUCUCAGCUAAAGUUGCUGCCUCUGCUGCCGCCACUUCUGCAGCUGCCAUGGCUCCUUUUGCCACUUGGGCAUUUUUUGGUAAAGGUGUUCCUCAAGUUGCUUACUGUGAUGCUGGUGCAGCAAUAAAUGGAGAUUACAUAUCUCGCAUACGGAGUGUGUCUGAGAAUGUUUUUGAAGAGGAGGACUCUGUAGAUUACAGCACCAAAGAGUAUAUAAUUGAGCUAAAACCUUUGUUCUCAGCAUUUCAUUGGAAGACUCUUGCUUUGACGUCACUGAGGUCUUUUCUAUUAUUUUAUUUGCCUCUAUUGGAGCCACAUGCAAAUAUGGACGACGAUGAUGAUGACUUUCUGCAGGAUACUCACGAAGAACGUGUAAAUUUGGUUGUUCCUUUUAAGAAAUCUGUGAAGCAGAUUGUACGCGAAACCACUGUUGUAACUACAAGGCGCGUACUGGAAAGACUUGCUGUACAUUAUGUUUCACAGCGUUUGGCGUGGAAACUUCUAAAAGAUACGCCCAAGUCAGCUGCACGGAAGGCUCAAAGGGGAAUGCCUACUUCAACAUACAUCUAUUCUGUUGGCAGAACUACUUUUAGAGGACAUUUCCUUGCAGUUCUAGCAUCAUGGCUGGUCCAAGUUGGCAUAGAUGUGUACCGCUUCUUUUUGCGUGUAUGUGGUUCCAAAGAAGAAACUGAUGAAAUUGAUAGAGCAGCAGAACUUCAGCUUCUUGGAAGAAAGAUUUAUAUUGCUACUCUUAGGUGUGGUGCCUCACUCAUUUUUGCUUCCAUCGGGGCAGGACUAGGAGCAAUUAUUAUCAGGCCUACAACGGGUCAAUGGAUUGGCUGUGCACUUGGGGAUCUGGCAGGGCCUGUUAUAUUAUCAUUUUGUGUCGAGAAAUUAUUUCAUGUAGAGUUAUGACGCUUCUUCGUACCUAGUUGGAUUCUUAUGGAGGAAUCUUGGAAUUUGCAUGGAUAUCCGGGGCCGAUAAAGUUGCACUCUCGUUAAGCGUCGCACUGGUCGUAAGGGGAUCUUGAGAUGAUAAUGUGACUGUAUUACUAGUUUCUUCGUACGAGAAUUUGUUGAACUUGUAAUUGAAUUCCCAAACUGUAGCUCAGAUUUUCGUUCCAUCAUCUGUUCUUCAUUAAAUUAAAAAGGUAGUUUAAUUCUGUCGUUGCAAUUUGUAGUAUCUAUUUGAUAUUGGCCAAAGGAACAUUUGUUUAUUUUCAAGUUCAGCUAUGGAAUGUCACAAGUUUUUACUUA
Coffea eugenioides is the source of this 1738-nucleotide messenger RNA. RefSeq lists its product as uncharacterized. The coding region runs from base 401 to 1396 and encodes 331 amino acids. The record is from RefSeq and is a predicted model, not a curated record. Lineage: Eukaryota; Viridiplantae; Streptophyta; Magnoliopsida; Gentianales; Rubiaceae. The transcript is spliced from 6 exons.